Messenger RNA from Emiliania huxleyi CCMP1516, 1545 nucleotides. RefSeq lists its product as hypothetical. The record is from RefSeq and is a predicted model, not a curated record. The coding region runs from base 1 to 1545 and encodes 514 amino acids. The transcript is spliced from 3 exons. Lineage: Eukaryota; Haptophyta; Isochrysidales; Noelaerhabdaceae.
AUGCUGGUCGAGCACCUGCCAACUGCCGCGACGGCGCACUGGCACAACUUCCUCUACCGCACCGAGGCCAGGCACUGGCGCAGCCUCUGGUGCCGCUGGAGCCCGAGCGGCGACCUCGUGGACCGCUUCGAGGCCGAGCGGAUUUUCGAGCCGCUCGAAGACCGAGACUCGUGCACGCAGCGGAACGUUUACCACUACAGCGACGAUCGGGGCCUUGUCCGAGAGGGGCCACUGUGCGGCCCGUGGGUCAUGACCGCGGAAGCCUGCGCGACUGACGUGGGCAUCAUCCACCCUGCGCGCCAAGGCAUGACCACUCUGCUGGCGGGCCCGGGCGGGCCCUGCGCGUGGUGCUCAACCGACACGGCUUCCGGGCUGCCAUGCUUCGCCGAGCUCUUCCUACACCACGGCGAGGAGCUCCGCAUGUCUGCCGGCAUCAUACACUCCAGUGAGGGUCAGCUGGAGCGUCUCGCGCUCAUCCGGGAGGACGCGGCCACGUGGCCUAGCUCCGGCUGGACGGGGAGCGACGAGGCACGCGUGCUGCCCAACGCGGCUGCUUGCGUCGAGGCUUUGUGCUCCUCCUCUCGUGACUCCUCCCUCCUGCAGCCGGGACGCACCGGCAGCGGCCACGCCAUCUUCGCGUCUGGCUUGCGGCAGGAGGAGCUCCAAGGCGUCGAGUGGCGGCAAACCCUGAUGGCAAGAGCCGACGCUGACGCGAGCUCCCACUGCUUCAUGCUCCUCGACGAGGGGUCGGUUGCACUCGUCUCACCCAAGUGGCGAGUAGCUGGACGGCCGUUUGGAAGCGCUGCCGCGUGGAGCCCGCGGGGGGGUGGCAAGCUGUACUAUGUGGAGGCGUCUUGGGACGGUGCGGGUGCCGUCGAGCAUGUCAGGCUGAUAAGGCCUGGCUACGCGACCAUCGAGAUCGACCUGAAGCACGAGAAGGCCGCGGGCGACCGCGAGUCGGUGCAGGUGGCGGAGCGCUCGUACGUCGAGCGCACCGCGCCGAAGAAGAAGGAUCCCACCAAGGAGCAGCUCGCGGCUCGAGCCGCGGCACGCAAGGCCAAGAAGGCCCGGCAGAAGGCGCGCCGGGCGACGGAGGCUGGCGAGCGCGCCGCGAGCGAGGCCGAGCGCGCGGAGGCCCCGCGGGCGCAGCUGCGCGAGAACAUCCACUGCGCAGACGCGCAGCCAGGCCGGGGCAAAAUAGAGGUCGAAUACUCGCUGCCCCCGGAGAGGGACGACGGGUAUCGGCGCGGCCCCAGCAAGGUGUACGCCAAGGUUCCCCAGGGGACCGUGGCGACGACCGUCGCCUCGGACUGGCUCGCAACCGAGCUGGCCGAGUAUGGAGAGAUUGAUGCGGCAUGCCGCGACAGAUUUGUCAUGCACCUGAUGACGGCCGCCGGCGCCUCGGCGCCGGCCGACGCCGUGUUCAGGUUCACAGCCGGCGAGGCGAUGCAGACCUCUCGCCCGACCUCCGCGUCGGGCGAGGACGACGACGAGGACGCCGACCGCUCCGAGGAGUAUUCCAACGACGGGAGGCUGUCCGACUAG